Messenger RNA from Phytomonas sp. Hart1, 561 nucleotides. Lineage: Eukaryota; Euglenozoa; Kinetoplastea; Trypanosomatida; Trypanosomatidae. The record is from the annotation of a GenBank genome assembly.
AUGCAAGCAAUAGACACACGAGUCACGUCUAUGCUUCGGCGUGCACGCGAUGUUUUGAUUUUUGCCACAAUAUGCGCAUCCUACCGAUCAUGUAUCCCGUCACUUAUUGGAAAAGACAAGGCUAAGAAAUCGUUUUUUGGCAAUUAUAACGCGAUGAUUGAAAGUAUUGCGUUGGAAAAUUCCCUCUGCAGAGACGACUUUCCCAGUUGUAAUGAUGUGAAGUUGUUUUUAAAGAGGGUUGAUUCGAGUAAAUUUCCCAAUUUGAAAGCCCUUAAAAACAUGAGGCUGUAUGAUGAUCUGAAGAAUGCCAUCGAUAUCACUCUCCCAUACUUAUUCUUACCCCUCAAGCAACACGCCAUGAUGGACCCUCGCGAUCGGAAGACAAAUCUCGUGAAAAUACUUAGCUACAACGUUGAGCGUGCAAAUGAAAAUGAGACGGUUGUUCCUAUGGGAAAUUCCAAUAUUACUUCCCAAAACCCACUCAUACUGAGAGAGGAAGAUAAGGUUCAUCCCUUACACAUUCCGCAGAAAAUUAACCGGGCGAAGGUCACCCUAAAAUAG